CCCUAUCCCCCCAUCGGCCCCCUCCGUCUCCCCAUAUUCCCUCCUCUCCCCUUCCCCAUAUUUCCUUCCCAUCUCCGCAGAUCCCUCUUCCCUCCCCCCACGUAGUCCCUCCGGUCCCGCCACAUCCCCCUCCCUCCCCCUCCAGCUCCCCUUCCCUCCAUCGCACGCUUUCCACCCCGGCCCAGGGGCGGGGGCCUUUCCCGGCCGGAGCUGCGGGGACGGGAUCUCCUACUGCGCCCGGGUCCUGGGGGGACCCACCCCGAGCGGCCCCGGGUGGGCGGGGCGCCGGCGGGCGGGGGCGGGCGCUUUACCUGGGGUGGGUCCGCGGCCGCCGAGCCCCGCCGAGCGUCGCCGCCGCCGCCGCCCGCAGCGCCGGCCGUGCCAUGUCCUGGGCCGUGCUCCUCGGCCUCCUGGCCGCGCUGCUGCUGCUGCUGCUGCUCACCCGCCGACGCACACGGAGACCUGGCGAGCCUCCCCUGGACCGUGGCAGCAUUCCCUGGUUGGGCCAUGCCUUGGACUUUGGAAAAGAUGCUGCCAGUUUCCUCACUAGGAUGAAGGAGAAACAUGGUGACAUCUUUACUAUACUGGUAGGUGGCAGAUAUGUCACUGUCCUCCUGGACCCACACUCCUAUGACUCGGUGGUGUGGGAGCCGCGCACCAAGCUGGACUUCCACGCCUAUGCCAUCUUCCUGAUGGAGAGGAUUUUCGACGUGCAGCUUCCACAUUAUAGCCCCAGCGAUGAAAAGGCCCGGAUGAAACCGACUCUCCUCCACAGAGACCUCCAGGCACUCACGGAAGCAAUGUAUACCAACCUGCGCACUGUCCUGCUGGGCGACGCUGCGGAAGUGGGUGGUGACUGGCGUGAGAUGGGUCUCUUUGAUUUCUCCUACAGCUUCCUGCUAAGGGCUGGCUACCUGACACUGUAUGGAGUUGAGGCAUCGCCACACACCCAUCAGAGCCAGGCCCAGGACCGUGUCCACUCAGCUGACGUCUUCCACACCUUCCGCCAGCUCGACCUGCUGCUCCCCAAACUGGCUCGAGGCUCCCUGUCAGUUGGGGAUAAGGACCAUGCAUGGAGCGUCAAAGGUCGCCUGUGGAAACUGCUGUCCCCAGCCAGGCUGGCCACCAGGGCCCACCGGAGCACCUGGCUGGAAAGUUACAUGCUGCACCUGGAGGAGAUGGGUGUGUCGGAGGAGAUGCAGGCACGGGCCCUGGUGCUGCAGCUUUGGGCCACACAGGGGAAUAUGGGUCCUGCUGCUUUCUGGCUCCUGCUCUUCCUUCUCAAAAAUCCUGAGGCCCUGGCUGCUGUCCGCGGAGAGCUUGAGCCUGUCCUCUGGCAAAGAGAUCAACCUGUCUCACAGAUGACCACCCUCCCACAGAAGGUUUUAGACAACACGCCUGUGCUCGACAGUGUGCUGAGUGAGAGCCUCAGGCUCACGGCUGCGCCCUUCAUCACCCGCGAGGUCAUGGUGGACCUGUCCUUGCCCAUGGCAGAUGGGCGGGAAUUCAGUCUGCGACGUGGGGACCGCCUCCUCCUCUUCCCCUUCCUGAGUCCCCAGAAAGACCCAGAAAUCUACACUGACCCAGAGGUGUUUAAAUACAACCGAUUCCUGAACCCCGACGGAUCAGAGAAGAAAGACUUUUACAAGGAUGGAAAACGGCUGAAGAAUUACAACAUGCCUUGGGGCGCGGGACACAAUCAGUGCCUGGGGAGGGCUUAUGCCAUCAACAGCAUCAAACAGUUUGUGUUCCUGGUGCUGGCGCACCUUGACCUGGAGCUGAUCAGCAUGGGCGCAGAGAUCCCCGAGUUUGACCUCAGCAGAAGGCUGUGUCCAGGCGAGAGAAACAGGACAAGCCGAGAGAGGGUGGACCAAGCAAAGACAUCAGAAGCUCUAUGGAGCUUGACCACAGCCAAGUUUAUUUCCAAAAUCAGGCUCUUUCUGCUCCCAGCUCACCUUGCUCCUCUCACCUGUGACAGCCAGAAUAGCUAACACAGGGCAGAACAAGAGGCCUCACUGCUGUGUCUUCAGCUCCCAGAAGGGCCACCUUCCAAGUCUUAUGCAACUGGUGUGGUCCAGGCCUUGCCCAGGCAAAGCAGACACUAGCCAUAGAAAGGCCAGUCUGGACCUAGCAGUGUGUCCACUGGAAUAGCUCUGUUGCCCGGUGAUUAUUAAACUAGCUAAAGCCAAAGGAGUCCCUUAGAGUAUCUGCUUCCCCGGGUGCCCAUUUGCUGGACACUCCCUCAUCUCCAUUCACACUGAUACUCAAGAAAAUGCAGGCAGGUUUUCCCGAGGCUGGUGCAUCCACGAUGCAGAACGUGGGCGCCCUCUGAACACAGGCCUCUCAGGAUAGAGUUCUCUGUUCUGAAAUUAUGGGCACCAGAUGGGAUGGGUUUCCCAGUGCUGAGACUCAGGUAGGGAACUAAGGAAAACAAGCCCAGAUGGGAUGGCUGGAAGCAACCAGUCAGGGCUCCUUAGACUGGUCAGGCCAAAAAGAAGAGGUGUUGAUGUCAGACAGUCAGUGUGGAAGCUCCAGCUGUACACAUGAGCCAGUCUCCAGAUGGGUUUGUUUGGCCUACACUUAAAAAAAAUUAUUUUAGUUGUUAUAUCAUUUGGGGGAGUGUUCAUUCAAAAUGUCCAGCUUGUCUUGAAAACUUGGGAGACCUAGCCACAUGAGGCCCACAUUCCCAAGGACAACCGUUGACCAGAGCCGAGGAGCAGCUGCCUCCCUUAUGUGGGGUCUGUGCUCUCUCGUUCACCAGGGCUUUGCCUGGCCUGCUCCCCCAUUCACAGAACCUCCUGGCCCUGAAGGCACUUGAGUUUGAGACCCUGUUCUAGCUCUUAGAAGUGAUAUUGUAGGAAGUGGUGGGAACCAGCUGAUUGGUCUUCACACAGGUUGUCCAUGCCAGCCUGGGUGCCCCACCCUUUGAACACACAGAUCAGUAAUGAAAACUCACUUUGCCUCAGCUUUAGAAAAAGAACAACUUAAAGAGAAAAAUUGCCUGCAAACCUUUAUGAUGAUGGUAAAUGUUGUUAUUAAUAUUAAGUGCUGUUUAUUGAGUACCCUUUAAAUGCCUCUGACAGGCACAGGAGACAUAGUAUUUCUACUCCUCACAGCAUUUCUGUUAUGAGGUUAUGUCCACUUUACAGAUGAGAAAACAGGCUCAGAGAAGUGAAGUGACUUGCCUCGGGUCACACAGCUCGUGAGCUAGUAGAAAUCGGCUAACAGACCUAUUGUCCCAGGAGCAAACACUGGGUGGGCAGCUUUUCAUUCCUUGGAGUCAAGGUGGGGAAGUUCUGUUUGGCAUCGGAGAGCUGACAGAACCAGAGGCACCCAAGCGUGGAUGCAUGCAUCUCAUGAGACACAAACUCACAUAGACACACAUCACUAGGUUUCUCUGGCUUUAGCUGGAGGGAGAGAAGAUGACCUGAGACCUCUGAAAUGUUCCAGGGGCUAGUCCCUUCUCGGAGCAGUGCUAGAGCUUGGGGGCUUCCCUGACCUGCAGCCUCCAGGCACCCCCGGGAUUUCCAGAUAGACAGUGUGAUUGGCAGGAGGCGGGAUAUCCCCAGGGAAACCCAUCUUCACGCCUGGGUGACCCUGCUGCUGCCUGCUUCUUAACUCUGCAGGAAAUCAGAGCUGGCAGCCUCCUGUGGGAGGACAGAGCCAGUUUCCAUGGCAACCCUCAGCUGUCUCAUCCUGGCUUGGAAGGGAAGGAAGAAAGCCAGCAGAAAUAGCUGUGGAAGGUCUCUCCUUGUAGGCUGCAACUCUGGUGUGCUGGGGGCGGGGAAGCCCUUAUGACUUUCCCCUUCCAAAUCUGGGCUGGUUGUCACUGAGACUAGAGUCUCACCAGCCUUCAAAAAAGGGCCAGUUCCCUUUAAAGAUGGCACCUCCUCGGAGGCAUGAUCAUUAGAGAAUUAUGUGAGGAAAAGACAGUUCUCCCACCAGUCAGCUCCAGCUGGGUCCUGAGAUACUGAAGUACAGCUCGGGAGACAAAGAUUUAAACCUGCCCUUGCUUUAAUCUUUAUUAUUUUUCUUUUCCUCCCCCCCCCUCAUUUUUUUUUUUUUUAAAUAUAAACUAUAGAGAAAAGAGGGAGAGAUGAGUAGCUGCUUACUACAAGUUAGUUAGGAAGGUAUCUGGAUGUCGUUGUAUUUCUUUAUAUCAUGCUUGAGAAUGACAAGAUUGUGUGGCACAUGUUAGAAAUACCCUUAGGUGGCCCCAAUGAAGUGUUUCCUCACCACUGUCAUUGUCAUUAUUUUUUGCUGUAUUUUGUAUUGUCAUUUACCAAAUAUUUGCCUUUAAAUAGACUCACUUUUUAAACUUAAAAUAAAUUUGUUUAAAAAGGGAAUGUUUUUCUUCACUGCUGGUAAUGGACAACACAUUUCACUCACUGCCAAAAAUAGAAAGUGACUGUGAAAAAUAAAUUCGCUGGGGUGGGGGCUCCAUGCUGGUGUCACCAGGCUCAGAGCCUGAGUGCUGUCUCUGCUCUGUCAUAAAAUAAGAGAAGCGAGCGUACCAUAGCUUUACGGCCACACCAGCAUCUCCCUGAGGCUUUCUCCUUGACAGAACCACAGGGGAAGAAAGGGACAGAAAGAGGAGUCCCUUGCUCAGCACAUGGGCCACCUAGGGCCAUCUCUUGCCACCAGCAGACUCACCACAGGGAGCAGGUGUUGUCCUCCCUGCCCAUUCUCCAGAUGCACAAACAGGCUCUGAGAGUUGAUGUGUCUUCCCCAAAGUCAUUGAUUCUGAUAUCUUUUAAAAAUAAACACAGUGUUUCAUGAGUAGCAGUGAUUGUUAUGCUUUGCUAUUUUAAUAAAGAGUUCUAUUUUCAUGUAACAUUGUCAAGUGCAAACAUGCUGAAUUCUAUUAAACCAUCCUUCUUUGUGGCGCUGCCUCCGAGUGUGACUCCGACCGAGGCAGUCAGCCGUGUCUGGAACAGCAAGGCCACUCCUGGGAAGGGAACGCAGGGCACUUACUCUGGGCCAGGGCCCUCAGAGACAGAAUCAAGUCACAUCUCCAGCCACCCUCCGAGGCAUAUAUUAUUAUCUUCAUUUUUACAGAGGGUCUGUAAACUGAGGGUCACAGAGGUAAAGCGGCUUGCCCAAGGUCACAUGCUGAUUGGUAGUAGACUCUGGCCUCAAAUGCAGGCCUCUCUGCUGCCUGAGACUUUGUUCAGGAUCUUUCCAUCAACAAUUCUCCUGGUGACAACAGAAGGAUCAGAUACCUACAGAGGACCUUGUGAUGGAGGGUCACCUUGCAGACAAGCAGAAAAGAUCUCUUAAAAAUUCACUGGACGUUCUCCACCUUUCAUUGGAAUGCAUGUAUUUGUUUUCAUAUAUUAAAAAAAAAGUGUAAAAUGGAUUAAAUUGGCUUUGGGAGGAAUAAAAAGGACAAUUGUUUUUUCUCUCAAA
Molecule: messenger RNA, 5409 nt
Organism: Cynocephalus volans (Philippine flying lemur)
Lineage: Eukaryota; Metazoa; Chordata; Mammalia; Dermoptera; Cynocephalidae
Gene: PTGIS
Product: prostaglandin I2 synthase
Exons: 11
Coding region: 384-1991 (535 amino acids)
Biological process (GO): prostaglandin biosynthetic process
Molecular function (GO): iron ion binding; heme binding; oxidoreductase activity, acting on paired donors, with incorporation or reduction of molecular oxygen
Source: RefSeq, a predicted model, not a curated record